Messenger RNA from Perognathus longimembris pacificus (Pacific pocket mouse), 1689 nucleotides. RefSeq names its product intraflagellar transport 46 (gene Ift46). Gene Ontology annotation, cellular component: motile cilium; centrosome; intraciliary transport particle B. Gene Ontology annotation, biological process: intraciliary transport; cilium assembly. The transcript is spliced from 13 exons. Lineage: Eukaryota; Metazoa; Chordata; Mammalia; Rodentia; Heteromyidae. Bases 352 to 1419 code for a protein of 355 amino acids. The record is from RefSeq and is a predicted model, not a curated record.
GCGGCGUGACGUGGGGCUGCGUGGGAGAGGGCUCGCGAGAGCGAGCCAAGUCUCGCGUGUUUUCCCCCCCUCGCUCGUAGUCUGCGCCUAGCGGCGGUCGGCGGUCCGCUGGCUCCUCGUAGCGCGCCUUGCGGUCGCCCGGUCCGAGGUUGGAGUGUGACCCCGGCCCUAGGCCGGGGCUCUUCCCCCAGCGAGGAGACGGAUCCGGAGGGGCUGCAGACCAAGAUUGUUGAGAACCAGACGUAUGAUGAACGUCUAGAGAUUAAGGAUUCCGAAGAGGUUGCAAGUAGUUGUACCCCAACCUCAGGAAACCAAGGAUUUCCUCAUUCUGCCCAUCCUCCUAGUAACACCAUGGCUGAUAACAGCAGUGACGAGUAUGAAGAGGAAAAUAACAAGGUCCUAAGGGAGGGCAUGCCACAGGCUCCAGGCCACAGAGUUAAAGACAUGGACCCCAUCCCAACUGCCUCUGCAAGUCCCAAGUGCCACCAGAUUGCUUCCCAUGGACUUGAGCGGGUGGGAUGGUACAGAGACAGCCAGAAGCUCAGAAAGGAGAAGAAGAAGGCCUCGCAGCUGACUCCUCAGCGCGGCUUCAGUGAGAACGAGGAGGAGGAUGACGAUGAAGACGACUCAUCAGAAACAGAUUCUGAUGAAGACGAUGAUGACGACGAGCACGGAGCACCUCUGGAAGGGGCCUACGACCCUGCAGAUUAUGAGCAUCUGCCUGUUUCUGCUGAGAUUAAGGAACUCUUCCAGUACAUCAGUAGGUACACACCCCAGCUGAUCGACCUGGACCACAAACUGAAGCCCUUCAUUCCUGACUUCAUCCCAGCUGUCGGGGAUAUCGAUGCAUUCUUAAAGGUUCCGCGGCCGGAUGGAAAGCCUGACAACCUUGGCCUGUUGGUCCUGGAUGAGCCAUCUAUGAAGCAGUCGGACCCUACGGUGCUGUCGCUCUGGUUAACAGAGAACUCGAAGCAGCACAACAUCACACAACAUAUGAAAGUAAAGAGCUUGGAAAAUGCAGAAAAGAAUCCCAAAGCCAUCGACACCUGGAUUGAGAGCAUCUCUGAGCUCCACCGCUCUAAGCCCCCAGCGACGGUGCACUACACCCGGCCCAUGCCCGACAUUGACACCCUGAUGCAGGAGUGGUCCCCAGACUUUGAAGAACUUUUGGGCCAGGUGAGCCUGCCCACAGCUGAGAUCGACUGCAACCUGGCUGAGUACAUAGACAUGAUCUGUGCCAUCCUAGACAUCCCUGUCUACAAGAGUCGGAUCCAGUCCCUCCACCUCCUGUUCUCCCUCUACUCGGAAUUCAAGAACUCCCAGCAUUUUAAAGCCCUGGCUGAAGGCAAGAAAGCAUUCACCCCUCCAUCCAACUCCACCUCCCAGGCGGGGGAUGUGGAGACGCUGACGCUGAGCUGAGCCGCCAGGCUCCGCCUCACGCCCCCUGGUGCCCGCCAGCUCUGCACCUGGGCGCCAGCAGUGCCUUCCAUCUUUGUACUAAUGUUUGUAAAUCCCAUGGCCCUCCCCAGGACUUGCUUGCGCCCCCCCCCCCCAGGAGACCCACAGAGCAUGGGGGGGAGGGGGGGAAAUCGGAAGAUGUUUUCUUAGGGAUAGGGAUAGCAUUAUUUUGUUUAAUUCCUAAAGUUGGCAGUGGUUUUACAAAUAAAAAUGCUCUGUCAGGUUGUGAUG